AUGGCGAACGUGAAGGUUGAAGUUUUGCCCGGGCCUUUUCUGCAGCUCGGCGAAGGUCCACACUGGGACGGCGAAUCGCAAAGCCUGUACUACGUGUGCAUUCUCGGCAGUACACUGCAUCGGUACGAUUGGGGUGAAAACCGAACCUACACUGCCAAGAUCGAGGGCAGUACGUAUGCCUCAUUCGUCAUACCGGUGAAGGGGCGCAAGGGAGAGUUUGUGGUGGGCAGCGGGACGCGACUGUUGCUAGUGACCUGGGACGGGUUAGCCGAGUCAGCCACGAUCGUUAAAGUGCUGACCGACCUCGGUGAGGAGGAAGCCGAUCACCGCUUCAACGAUGGUAAGGUGGAUGGACAGGGUCGGCUGUAUGCCGGCACAAUGCUGGCCGAAGAUUCCCGCAAUCACUUCGAAAUGGACGACGGUAAGUUUUACCGCUUCGAUGCACACCGCGGCCAAAUGGUGACACUCAAGAGCAAGGUACACAUCUCGAACGGGCUAACGUGGAGUGCGCGUACCGGCAAGUUCUACUACAUCGAUUCGUUUACAUUCGACAUCAAAGAGUACACGGUGGAUGCGGAAGGAAAUCUGGGUGACGAAAGGGUGCUGAUAAAGCUGAAGGAUGACGAAGCGGCAACGGAGUACAUUGGGGACGGGAUGACGAGCGAUGCCGAGGGCAACCUGUAUGUGGCCGUGUUUGCUGGUUCGAAAAUCAUCAAGAUAAAUCCGGAGUUGGCAAAAAUAGUCCAGGAGAUUGCGCUGCCCGUUGCGCAGGUAACGUCCGUCGCAUUCGGUGGUCCCAAUCUGGAUGUCCUAUUCGCUACGACGGCCGCCAAGGAGAUUUCCAUCCCUCAGGAGCCACCGGCCGGGGCCGUUCUGAAGAUUACCGGACUGGCUGCACGUGGGACUGCAAUGAACGAAUUCCUGCUACCGAGCUCUUCGUCCUAA
Anopheles marshallii is the source of this 945-nucleotide messenger RNA. Its product is annotated as regucalcin-like. Gene Ontology annotation, molecular function: gluconolactonase activity; calcium ion binding. Bases 1 to 945 code for a protein of 314 amino acids. The record is from RefSeq and is a predicted model, not a curated record. Gene Ontology annotation, biological process: L-ascorbic acid biosynthetic process. The transcript has 4 exons. NCBI's taxonomy places the organism in Eukaryota, Metazoa, Arthropoda, Insecta, Diptera, Culicidae.